This is a messenger RNA of Helianthus annuus (common sunflower), 2009 nucleotides long. RefSeq lists its product as uncharacterized. The record is from RefSeq and is a predicted model, not a curated record. Gene Ontology annotation, cellular component: plasma membrane. Bases 301 to 1788 code for a protein of 495 amino acids. Lineage: Eukaryota; Viridiplantae; Streptophyta; Magnoliopsida; Asterales; Asteraceae. The transcript has 19 exons.
UCCUUCUCUCCUCUCCUAUCCAUGCCAGAAGUAUAUAAUAAUUUUGUUUCUCAUUUUUCACUUUGUUUAUGCAUAUACCCCUCUUGACUCCAGCCCCCCAAAUCAACAAAUUUGGAGCAAAAAUCUUCCCAAAAUUCCAAUUUUUCUUUAAAACUUCAUAAACCCUACUCCUUUUCAUUUGAUAAUCAACAGAUCUGCCACUUUCACAUUUGGGUUUUUGAAGGUCUUGAAAUCGACCCACUCUCAAUGGAUCAUGAUAAUAUAUACGGAUAAAAUGGGAUUCGUGUAUUCAACAACUAAAUGUGGUCUUCUAGAGGAUUUGAAAAUCCCGACGCAAUGUCUUCUGAUAGAAACCUGAUGAAUAAUAGCUCCAUCGGUAAUCGGACACGAACCUCUGAUCCAACAAGCGGGCUUAAUCCUCAAACGGUAAAUGAUAAUACUGCGUAUUCUUCGGAAGAACAGGAACACCUUGCACGCUUGAAAGCUCAAAAGGAGGAAAUCCAGUAUCUUAGACAACAAAUUACCUUAGCAAGUGUCAGGGAACGGCAAUUAUUGAACGAAAAAUACACGUUGGAAAAGAAGUUCUCUGAGCUACGACUGGCUCUAGAUGAAAAACAAAAUGAAGCCAUUGAGUCUGCUGCUAAUGAACUGGCUCGUAGAAAAGGUGUUCUUGAUGAAAAUCUGAGUUUAGCCCAUGAGUUGAAGGUUACUGAAGAUGAGAGGUAUAUCUUCAUGUCAUCUUUGGUUGGGCUAUUGGCUGAAUACGGCAUUUUGCCUCGUGUCACAAAUGCCGCAGCUCUUUCCGAUAGCAUAAAGCACUUACACGACGAAAUGCAGCAGAAGAUUAGAUCAUCACAAGAUCAGCAGCGGUUUUCGCCUUCACCCUAUAACAAUUCUACAGGUGGCAGACAAUUGGAAUCAAAUUAUGAUGUUUCUAAAUACACAACACCGCUCAAUGGUCAAAUAAAUCAAUCACAAGAAAAUGAUAACCGUCAAACGUUUGAAUCAAGGCCUGUUAGUCAGAACAUGGAACAUGUCUAUGACAACAAUAGGGUGAAUAAUAGAUUUCAAGAUGGGGCUGACAAUAAUUACUUUCAACCACCUUCCGUUAAUUAUGAGGAUGAUUCUUUCGCUGCCGAAGAUGGCCCGGGAAUCGAAGGCUUCCAAAUAAUCGGGGAUGCGAAACCAGGCGGUAAACUUUUAGGCUGCGGAUUUCCUGUGCGUGGGACCUCACUUUGCAUGUUUCAGUGGGUUCGUCACCUUCAAGACGGCACUAGGGAGUACAUUGAGGGAGCCACAAAUCCAGAGUAUGUAGUUACAGCCGAUGAUGUCGAUAAACUUAUUGCCGUUGAAUGCAUACCAAUGGAUGACCAAGGUCGACAGGGCGAAAUAGUGCGACUCUUCGCCAAUGAGCAGAACAAAAUAACGUGUGAUCCCGAAAUGCAAGAAGAAAUCGACAAAUAUAUGGCAGCUGGUCAAGCAUCAUUCAGCGUUUCGCUGCUGAUGGAUUCUCCUGAGACUUGGGAGCUAACAACGUUCACUUUGAGACGUUCAAAUUACCAAAUUAAAAUCAAUCGGACGCAAAAUAUUUUCAUCGAUGAGAAAUAUUCCAGUGUUUUGUCGAUCAAGAUCCCUUCAGGGCUUACUUCACAAUUCGUGUUGACCCGUUUGAAUGGUUCUUCACAUCCUUUUACGUUCCAUGAUGUUAGAAUGCGUGACACGUUUGUGCUCACUAUGAGAAUGUUCCAAAGCAAGGCAGUGGAUGAAAGAAGGAAGACAAAGGCCUGAAACUUUGUAUACUUGAAUAUAGAUACAAGUAUUAUAUACUCAUUCUUUGUAGAAAUGAAGUAGAAGACAAUAUAGACUACUUUAGAAGGUAUUGUUGUUUAGAUUGGAAUCAAUGGGUGUGUUUGUUUGUGUCCAUUUGAUUUUGACUUUUGUUAAAAAUCAACUUACUAUUUAACUCUUUGGGUAUACCAAGAUUUUAUGACCCUAUAUAUUUAUUUAUU